GGAAUGGCUCAAGGAGUAGAGUCCAAGCUGCGAGUAAGAAAGACAAAUGAGAGCACAAGACCCUGAGUUCAAGUUUCAUCCAUCUGGCGAAAAAAAAAAAAAGCAAGAUAAUAUCAGCCACCCAGGAAUCCAAGUAGGAGGAUCAGAGCCUGAGGUCAGCCCAUGGCAAAAGCACAAAACCCCACCUCUUCAAAAAACGUAAGAGUCAAAAGGGCUGGGGUCAGGUUCAAGUAACAGAGUACUUGCUCAGUACCACACAAAUAAAGUUGUUUUUAAAAAGUGGGCUUCAAUGUAAGCUGCACAUUAAAAUUUCCUCAUGAGCUCUUAGAAGUUGGUAUGGCUAGGCACACCCCAGACCAAUUAAAUCAGAAUCUUUGGAAAUAAGAGACAGGCAUCAGUGAUUUUUUUUUAAACCCCUGGGUAAUUCCAAAGUGUGACAAAGGUGGAGAACCACUGCUUUGUUUUCAGUAUAAGUGCAUAUCCAAAUUUCCCCAUCCUUGAAGACCUCAAUCACCCUUAUGAAGAAGUCAUCUACAGGUAACUUCACAGCAAACUGUUUCAGGGAGGCAAUCAAGUUCCUGUUUAAAAUCAUACCAAAUCACACACACACACACACACACACACAAAACCUGCCUUUUCCUCCCCUAAAGCAAGAUGAUGGAUAGAUGACUCAAAAAUAUGAACCACAUCCCAGCAGCACUGGCGAAACUGAGACAGGAAAACUGCAAGUUUGAGUCAACCUAGGGCUACACAGUAAGACUGUGCCAAAUGAGAAAGAGAAGGGGAGGAGGGAGAGAAGGGAAAAGUGGGAAGAAUUGGGAAGGGGUGAUCUAGAGCUAUAUGCUCAAAGGUAGAGCACUUGCCUAUCAUAUGCAAGGACCUGGGUCCAAUCUCCAUCGCUACAAAAAAAGGUAUGGCCCACAGGCUGCAGGAAGGCUAGGAAAGUUACUAUACCUACUCAGGCCUCCAUCACCUGGCAAGACCUCUAUGACCUCAUGCUGUAGCUGGUCACAACCCAACUCAUAGGGGCUCAUCUAACUGGGCAGCUUGGGGUUCCUGCAGCAGUCACUGCCCUUCCCAAUCCUUCCUAUACCCCACACCAUGUUGGUUAGUACCCCCCACUUGCUAACUCUGGAUGAAGCUGAUACCACUUGGACCCUCAUCAAAGAUAAGGUUAUCGAGGAGCGUUUUGGGUCCAAUGUAGUAGCAGUACCUUUCCUGUCGGAUGCCACCUGCUAUGACCUAUUGGGAGUUCUAGUGAAACAGUCCCGCCCAGCCCACACCCGCCUGGCUUUGCCCGGUAGGCAGGGCCGGAAGGCACUGAAGCCCGUGGGGCCACUACCAAGCCUUCUAGAACAGGCAGGGUCUGAGGGUGCCUUUGCCCACUGCACUCGGGAAUACUCACCAAAUGGCCGAGCUGAGAUAGCCUAUGAGGAGAUGCGACUGUUGGAUGGGCAGCCCUGCCGGAUCCGCCUACAUAUGGGUGGCCUGCGCAAGAAGGUUGCCUUCCUGUUGCUGCCACCGGGGCAGGUGAGCCUACAGCAGACUCUUCCCUGGCUCCGAAGCACCCACAGCAUCUACGUCAUCUACCAGGUCUUCUCCUGCUCCUGGCUGCAGCUGGGGUUGUUGCCUACAACCCGUGAGCCCCAGCUGCUCCGGUUACAGCGGUCAUUGCCUGUUGCCUUUUCCUGCCUCAAGUUUUCACUGCAGCCCAAGGGUGUGCUGGGACCACAGAAGCCUCUGAACAAAGACCCAUGGCCUCAUGGGGUCCACUGGGUCAAACCCAACCUCAGCAUCACACCGACCCUGGCCCCCACAUCAGCACCUGCUGAUAUCCCUGAAGCUGCUGAUGUGCCCCCUCCCGCCCCUGCCCCACCUACACCUACACCACCUCCCCAAGAAGGGCCUGAAGGCAGACCCACCAGAUUCUCCUGCAAGGGUCGAAACCCCUUCCGGAGGGGGCCCCAGAUGCUGUCAGAAAACUGGCUCUUCAGUCCCCGCAGCCCCCCACCAGGAGCCCAGGGUGGGGGCCCCGGGGACCCCGACCGGCACUCCAUGUCCCUGCCCCUGCUGCAGGGUCUAUCCUCGGAGUUCGACAGCGACGACUAAAGCUGAGGCAAGAGAUUCGGGGGGCAAGGCCCCCAAGAUCUGGCAUAGGGAUACUGAUCCCCAAUAAACAUCAACUGCUGCUCCCCCUAACCAUCCUGGGCCCAUGGUGCU
Molecule: messenger RNA, 2220 nt
Organism: Dipodomys spectabilis (banner-tailed kangaroo rat)
Lineage: Eukaryota; Metazoa; Chordata; Mammalia; Rodentia; Heteromyidae
Gene: CUNH11orf42
Product: chromosome unknown C11orf42 homolog
Exons: 3
Coding region: 1102-2109 (335 amino acids)
Source: RefSeq, a predicted model, not a curated record